Lytechinus pictus (painted urchin) is the source of this 5517-nucleotide messenger RNA. RefSeq lists its product as uncharacterized. Gene Ontology annotation, molecular function: nucleic acid binding. Lineage: Eukaryota; Metazoa; Echinodermata; Echinoidea; Temnopleuroida; Toxopneustidae. The transcript has a single exon. Gene Ontology annotation, biological process: DNA integration. The coding region runs from base 1 to 5517 and encodes 1838 amino acids. The record is from RefSeq and is a predicted model, not a curated record.
AUGAGUGAUGCAGGUCAACCUCGAGAUGCUGGUGAGUCAUCCACUGUUAGAGAAAUGAGGCAGGAAGAUGACCAGGAUGUUCAGCCUGGAGACUCUGCGAGUCAGUGUGGAAGCCACACAAGUUCUGCUUCAUCAUCUAAGCUGAGACUGAUGGCCCGCAAAGCAGCAUUGGCAGCUGAAGCAGCUGCUAUGGAGGAACGACAAAAUCUAGAACUUGAAGAAUUUCGACUUACGCAGCGUAAGUUGAGACUGUCUAUGCAAACCAAGCUGCGGAUCGCAGAAGCAGAAGAACGCGUGUACCUGGACUUUGAGACCAAUAAGUUUGGAGUCAGCUUACCUGAGAAAGAGGAUGAAACCUUGCCAUACCCCUCAGAUAAUAUGGCAAUGAGAACGCCAGAGAACACCGUUCCCAGGUCUUCAGAGACAGCAGUCGCUAGGUCAUCAGAGGCAGCUGUUCACACUACAACCUCAAAGCCUGUUGUAGCGAGUGACUCUUCUUGGAAUAACAAUGGUAAAGGUGAUAAGAUAUCAGCGAAUCAGUCCAGGAAUGAGAAUUCAGAUCUCAUCAAUCUGAUGAGGCAAAGUCAGAAGCAGCAACAACAUCUCCUUGAAGCAAUGCAACUCCCUAAAGCUGAACUGACUUGUUAUGAAGGAGAUCCAUUGGGAUUUUGGGAGUUCUGGCGUAGCUUCGAAGACAGUGUGGAUGCCACGCUGGUGGAGGACAGGACGAAGUUGACGAGAUUGCUUCAUUACUGUAAGGGAGAACCUAAGAGAUUACUGAGUCCUUGCCUGUUAAUGCCUACCAUGCAGGGAUAUUCCACAGCGAAGCAUCUUUUACAGGAGCGCUAUGGAAAUCCAGUCAUUAUAACAGAGGCCUGGGUGAAGAAGAUAACAAAUGGGAAGAGCAUAGGCCCUCAAGACAGAAAUGCACUGAGAGCUCUGGCAGAUGAUAUGAGUGUAUGCUUGAUGUCUUUUCGGGCCAUGGGGUUUGAGCAUGAACUCUCACCUCAAAAGGUGCUUCUUCCGAUUGCUGAACGACUGCCUUAUCAUCUGAAGGGAAAAUGGCUUAAUAGAGUCGGAGUGCUUCGUCGUCAGAACAGGAUCCCGGGCUUCGAGGACAUGAUGUACUUUGUGCAAGAAGCUGCACAAGAAAUCAACGACCCUGUCUACGGUGGCCUUAUGUCUUCCAAGAGUGAUCAACGAAAAUCUACAAGUGGUGGAAAACCCAAGGGCUCCUUUUCAACUUCAUCAAGUUCCAAGCCUGCGGAACCAGGAUGUUUCGAGUGUAAAGGUGACCACAAGCUGUGGGACUGCAAGCAGUUCAAAGACAUGAUGCCCAAAGAUCGUCUUCGGCUUGCAAGAAAGAAAGGACUGUGCUUUAACUGCUUAAGACCAGGUCACAUGACUGGAGCAUGCAAGAGCAAGAUGACUUGCUCCGUUGAAGGCUGCUCUCGAAAGCACAAUAAGCUCUUACAUACAUCGGAACCAGCUGGUGACCAAAAUUCAGAGGGUGAUGCACAGAAUAACAGCGUGGAAGUCGAGGCGUCUUGCAAUUCCACAGGGGCCGGCAGGAGGAGUGUGCUACCUAUAGUGCCUGUGAGAGUACGAGCAGAAGGCGGCAAACAAGUGCUGAAGACAUAUGCACUACUUGACUCCGGUUCUACAAGCACGUUCUGUUUGACGAGUCUAGUGAGGCGCCUAGGAGUUAAAGGCGUAAAGGAGAAGCUCCUGCUAACAACUCUCGAGAGGAAAGAAAGUAUUGUCCACACUGAAGCUGUAAGUCUUGUAGUGGAUACUGGAGACGACAGUAAAAGGGUGAAGCUUCCAUGUGUUUAUACAAAGGACAGUAUCAACGUCAAGGGCAUUCACAUGGCCAAGUAUGAAGAGAUUAAAGGAUUGACCCACCUUAAAGGUAUUAACAUCCCUUUGGCAACCGAGGAAGAAGUGGGUCUGAUAAUCGGCCAAGACGUGCCUGAAGCCUUGUUUCCUUUAGAGAUCAGAAAGGGAAAAGAGGGACCGUACGCAAUAAGCACCUGUCUCGGAUGGACGCUCCAUGGUCCUCUGAACACCACAGAGAAAAAGGAAAAGGAAAUAUAUGCCACAAGCACCUUCAUCGAAGGAGAUCUGUGUCUCGAGAAGCAGUUAGAGAAAUUCUGGAAGCUGGAGACUGCUGAUCCACUGAAGGAAGAGAGGGGAAUGUCCAGAAACGAUGUAAAGGCUUUGGCAGAAUGGGAGCAAGGCAUCUGCACAGAAGACGGCCACUACCAGCUCCCUAUCCCCUUCAAAAGGAGACCUCCCAAUCUCCAGAAUAAUCGUUGGUUAGCUCAGAGGAGACUCGAAAGCCUAGGAAGAAAGCUUAACCAAAGUGAUGGCCUCCUCCAGAAGUAUGCAGACGGCAUAACAGAUCUCUUGGAAAAAGGUUAUGCUGAAGAGGUCAAUGAACAGGAAGAAAAUAAGAACCAAUGUGAAUGGUACUUGCCACACCAUGCAGUAUUCCAUCCGCAGAAGCCUGGGAAAGUAAGGAUCGUUUUCGAUUGUGCGGCUGAAUGGAAAGGCUUGUCGCUGAACAAGGUAGUCUACCAGGGACCAGAUCUUACCAACAAGCUGAUCGGGGUGUUGUUGAGGUUUCGAUCAGCUCCUGUGGCCUUGAUGGCAGAUGUCGAAGCCAUGUUUCAUCAAGUACGAGUGCCUGCUGCAGACCGAGAUGUUCUGAGAUUCCUAUGGUGGCCAAGAGGUAACAUGAAAGAAAACCCCCUAACCUACCGAAUGUGUGUUCACUUGUUCGGGGGAACCUGGAGUCCGAGUGUGUGCAGCUAUGCUCUCCGAAGGACAGCUGAGGACUUUGAAACUGAAUUCAGCCCUGAUGUCGCAAGAAUUGUGAAGCAUAAUUUCUACGUGGAUGAUUGCUUGGUGGCUGUACCUGAUGAAGAUGCUGCAAUUAGAAUAGCUACUGAGUUGAGGAGCCUGUUGCAGAAGAAAGGCUUUAGACUUACUAAGUGGAUUAGCAAUCGAACCAAAGUUCUUCAAUCCAUCCCAGAGGAAGAGAGGGCUAAGCAAGUCAAAGGCUUAGACUUAAACAGGGAACCACUUCCAGUUGAGAGAGCCUUGGGUAUCAACUGGGAUGUACAGGAAGACUGUCUGGAGUACAAGACAUCGAUAAAGGACAAACCUCUGACAAGAAGGGGAUUGCUUAGCAUCGUAUCAAGCAUUUAUGACCCGCUUGGCUUCUUGAGUCCCUUCAUCUUGAAAGCUAAGCAUCUGAUGCAAAGACUGACGACAUUGAAGUUAGGAUGGGAUGACCCAAUUCCAGAUGUUGAACAGGAGAUUUGGCAACAGUGGGUAAAACAACUUUCUGAGGUAGAACACUUCAAGGUGCCAAGAUGUAUGAUUCCCACAAGCUAUGGUGCCAUGAUUGAGUAUCAGCUUCAUCAUUUCGCUGAUGCCUCUGAAGAAGCCUAUGGAGCAGUCACCUAUCUGGUAGCCAAGAAUUCUGAUGGACAAGUCUGCAGCAGCCUUGUCUUUGCCAAAUCUCACCUCGCUCCUCUAAAAAGGACUACCAUACCUCGCCUGGAGCUGAUGGCUGCUACUGUUGCGGUGAAGGCUGAUGUCUUAGUGAGGAGAGAACUGGGUCUACCACUGAAGGACUCGGUGUUUUGGACUGACAGCAUGAUUGUAUUGGCAUACAUCAAGAAUGAGGACAAACGAUUUCACACUUUUGUUGCCAAUAGAUUGUCAGUGAUUCACUCUGUCAGUGAUGUAAAGCAGUGGCACCAUGUCAACAGUAAGGAGAAUCCAGCUGAUGAUGUAAGCAGAGGCAUGAGUGCACGAGAUCUGGUAGCUAGCCAAAGAUGGAUUCAUGGACCAGAAUUCAUACUGCUGUCUGAAGAGGAAAGGAGCCAAGAUCCAGAUUCAGAUGAUAUAUCAGACAAUGAUCCAGAAGUAAAGACUGUUAAGUCCUUCACUGCCGAAACUAGAGAUGAAGUACCACUGGCAGCUACUGACAAACUGUUAAAUUACUUUUCGGAGUGGUACAAGCUGAAGAAGGCAGUAGCUAGGAUCUUGCAGUUUGGAAAGUAUCUGCAGAGUAAAGCACAGAAGAAAACAUUUGACUGUGAGAAGCUUCUUACAGUGAGUGACUUGAGAGAUGCAGAACAAGCAAUUCUGAAGUAUAUCCAGCAUCAGAGCUUUCCUGAAGAACUGGAAGUACUGCAGAGACCUGUAAGAAAUGAAAGAGAGAGCAAAGAACAGGUAUCCAGAGUAAAGAAAUCUAGCUCUCUUUCCAAGCUGGACCCAAAGGUAUUUGAUGAUGGUCUUAUUCAUGUAGGUGGACGUCUUCAACAUGCAUCAGUCGAUAAUAAGACCAAACAUCCCAUCAUUCUUCCCAAGAUGCACCAUGUUGUGAGACUGAUCAUAAGACAAUAUCAUCAGAUGUCGGGUCACUCAGGACGAGAACAUGUGCUCUCAUUACUCAGGAGACAGUACUGGGUAAUAAGUGGAAGAGUAGCCGUUAAACAAGCUCUUCGAGACUGUGUGGUGUGCAAGCGGAUGUCAGCCACUCCAACCACACAAAAGAUGGCUGAUCUACCAAGUGACAGAGUGCAAACAGAGAAACCACCAUUUACCUAUGUUGGUGUUGAUUGUUUUGGUCCGUUCAUGGUCAAGCAAGGAAGGUCUCAUGUCAAACGUUAUGGCUGCAUUUUUACCUGUUUGGUAGUACGUGCAGUACAUAUUGAAAUAUUGCACUCUUUGGAAACGGACUCGUUCAUAAAUGGACUUCAACGGUUCAUAGCACGUCGAGGUCAACCAGAGGUUAUCAGAAGUGACAAUGGGACGAACUUUGUUGGGGCCGAGCGUGAACUACGUGAUGGUAUCCGAUCUUGGAAUCAACAGAAGAUCCAGGAUCAUCUGUUGCGGAAAGGUAUAGACUGGAAGUUCAAUCCUCCAAGUGCUUCGCACAUGGGGGGCUCGUGGGAGAGACAGAUCAGAACUGUACGCAAGGUGUUGAACGCUUUACUGAAACAGCAGGCUCUCUCUGAUGAGGGCUUGUGUACUCUGAUGUGUCUGGUAGAAGCAGUGAUCAACGGACGUCCUCUCACUGUGGUCUCUGAUGAUUACAGGGACCUAGAACCACUAACACCUAACCAUCUCUUGCUUCUGCGGCAGAGUAAUGUCCUCCCCUUCGACGUGAGUGAGAAGAGAGAUCUCUAUAGUCAAAGAAGAUGGCGGCAGAUACAAUAUUUAGCCGACGUCUUUUGGCGCAGGUGGAUUCGCGAAUAUCUGCCCGCCCUCCAACAGCGAGAGAAGUGGUCUACGCCAUCGAGAAAUAUAGCUGUAGGGGACAUCGUGCUCAUCAUGGACGGAUUGCCGAGGAAUCAAUGGUUAAUGGGAAGGAUAACAGAAACAUUUUCUGGUAGAGAUGGUUUAGUAAGGACGGCAAAAAUAAAGACCAAAUCAUCUACACUGGUUAGACCUGUACAAAAACUAUGUCUAAUUGAAUCUACAGAACAAGAGAAAUAA